This is a messenger RNA of Aspergillus mulundensis, 1482 nucleotides long. RefSeq names its product glycosyltransferase. The record is from RefSeq and is a predicted model, not a curated record. The coding region runs from base 1 to 1482 and encodes 493 amino acids. Lineage: Eukaryota; Fungi; Ascomycota; Eurotiomycetes; Eurotiales; Aspergillaceae. The transcript is spliced from 2 exons. Gene Ontology annotation, molecular function: UDP-glycosyltransferase activity.
AUGCCGGACCACAAACACAUCGUCCUGUUCCUCACUAACAGUGAGUUAGGGCAAGCUUCGGUGCAUCUGGCAGUGGCACACGAAUUAGCGAGUCAGUCAGCUUGUGAAGUGCACAUUGCCUCGUUCCCUGCGCUCAAGCAGCAGGUUGACGCCCUCAAUGCGUCUAUCGUUUUCCAUACCCUCCUCGGACGGUCAAUGAAAGAGGCUUUAGCCGACAGCGGCCUUCCCUAUCUCCCUACGCAUGCACCAGGAGCUCGUGGGGCAGUUGAGUCUUAUUGCAAGGGUCUGCAGUAUGUGGUCGCACCGUGGGACCCGGCAGGCUAUGAGCCCAUCUAUCGAGCCUGCUUGGAUCUCCUUGACAAGCUCAACCCGGAUUUGAUAGCCGUAGACCCUUUGUUCGGCCCUGGUGAGGAUGCCUGUAAUGUCCAAAGGCGACGUUAUCUGGUCUUGAGCCCGGCGACCUUCAAGGACCAUCUGGUCCAGGAUCAACCGUAUCAGGGUGUCCUGUGGAAGUAUCCAGUGAUAUCCUCAGGGCUGCCCUAUCCUUUACCACUACUCCUCAUCGCCAUCAACAUCUAUCUGAUCUUUAAACUGGUCUUCCACACCUUUUUAUCCGCGAGAGUGCGAGCCUUAACCCAGUGGCGCAACCAAAUUGGUAUCCCAGGUGACCUGACCACGAUAUACGCCAAUUUUAACAAAAAGGUGGCAUGGUUGAUGCCAUCCAUUCCGCAAAGCGACUUUCCCAUCAAGGUCCCUGCCAACGUCACUGGCUGUGGGCCCAUAAUUCCACCAUUUGAGUCGGCCGCUCGCGAUCAAUCAACCGCAUCCUGGCUGGCCCAGCGUCCAACAAUUCUUUUUAACCUUGGCUCGCACAUGAAAUACAAGGUCGAUGAUGCGCAGCAAGUAAUAACCGCCCUGUCCAUGGUGCUAGGCAGGUUUCCCGAUGCGCAGGUCCUGUGGAAGUGCCAGUUAUCGGAGGAUGAGACAAAUGAUAUUAAGGGGUCAUCAAAGCCUUCCGGUAUCGAGCACUUGAUUCCGGCGGCAAUGCGCGAUCGCAUCCGAGUCACCUCUUGGAUCACACCGUCGCCGAUGUCCAUCCUCGCCCAUGACAAUGCCAUCAUGUACGUCCACCACGGUGGUUCCAAUUCUUUUCAUGAGGCUCUAGCUGCCGGCGUACCGCAGGUGGUAUGUCCGGUCUGGCUGGACACGUACGACUUUGCUGCCAGGGUUGAGUACCUGGGUGUUGGCGUGAGGGGGAACAAAAAGGCGGCGCCACAUCUCGAGGGCGAGGAGCUAGGCACUGCCAUCUGUGAAGCAAUGAAUGGUAUUAGGAGAGGGGUAAUGAGCAUGAAGGCGAAGGAGCUACAAGGGCAUAUUCUCGCCCAAGAAGAGAGCUCGCAGGCACAGGACGUGUACGGGGUCGGCCGUCGCAGGGCUGCGAAGGCCAUGCUGGAAAUAAUACAGACAAUAAAUGUAGAAUAA